AAAACAUCUUCUAGCUAUCCAGUCAUUAGCUUUUCAUCUACAGCUCCCAAACACACCCAAGCAUAUAUUAUUUCCAUACUAUCUGACAACAAUGAAGUUCAUUGCUACCAUUGCCGCUACCAUCCUCGCCGCGACGUCUGCCGUUUCUGCCCAGGCCAACUCUCCUCCCAUGGGCGGUGCGUCUCCUCAGGGCGGCAACAUGGGCCCUAUGAUGGGCGCUGAUGCCAAUGCCUCCCCUCAGGGUGGCAACAUGGGCCCUAUGAUGGGCGCUGAGGGCUCCACUCAUGCCGAGGCAUUCAACGGCGCAGAGUCCGCUGGCGGCCCCGCCGGUGCUCGCGGCAAGAGCAUGUGGGCCUACCCCAAUUACAGCGCAUACACCGGCUAUUCUCCAUACAGCGGCUAUGGUGGCUACGGCGGCUAUGGCGGCUAUGGCGGCUACGGCGGCUAUGGUGGCUACGGCGGCUACGGCAACUAUGGCGGUUACGGUGGCUACAGGAUACGCUGGCAGCUACUGGUAAUUUCGAGUACUCUCGACUCGCCGUUUAUCUGUAACCAGUGA
Messenger RNA from Kickxella alabastrina, 559 nucleotides. RefSeq lists its product as uncharacterized. The transcript has 2 exons. The record is from RefSeq and is a predicted model, not a curated record. The coding region runs from base 92 to 559 and encodes 155 amino acids. Lineage: Eukaryota; Fungi; Kickxellomycota; Kickxellomycetes; Kickxellales; Kickxellaceae.